AUGCAUUACUCUACCCUUCCCCUCGUCGCCGUCCUGGCCACCGCCGUCUCGGCCCACGGUGUCGUCACCUCCAUCCAGGGCGCCAACGGCGUCACCAUGCCCGGCCUGUCCGCCGACACCGCCAUCAUCCGCGACCGCGAGAUCAACUCGGGCAGCUGCGGUCCCCUCGGCCGCACCCAGGGCAACGGCCCCAUCUCCGCCGAGACCAUGAUCCUCAACUUCAUGGGCGAGGGCGCCGCUCCCGCAACAACGGCGCCGCCGAGUCCGUCGGCGUCGAGGACAACAUCCCCGCCAACGCCCGCGGCGCCGCCAACCGCAAGCGCCAGCUCGGUAACUUCCUCGGCCGCCUCACCGGUGGCGCUGCCGGCGGUGCCGGCGGUGCCGGUGGCGGUGCUACUGGUAUUGCUGGCCUCCUCGGCGGCGGUGGCGACCAGAACAGCGGCCCCCGAGUCCGGUGUCGCUUCCAGCGCCGGUGUUGGCGCCAGCGAGGGUCUUCCCACCUGCGCUGAUGAUGGCACCAUCUCCAUGACUUACCGCCAGAUCAACCAAGACGGCGCCGGUCCCCUCGAGGCCUCCAUCGACGCCACCUCGGGUGGCACCGACCCCGAUGCCUUCCAGACCGCCGAGGUCAGCCGCGACGUCCCCGGCCUCGGUGUCCAGGGCAUCUCCCUCGCCACCAACACCGACUUCCCUCUCGAGGUCCAGAUGCCCGCCGGCAUGACCUGCGAAGGCACCGUCGCCGGCGUCGAGAACGUCUGCGUCGUCCGCGUCCGCAACGGCGCCGCCGCCGGCCCCUUUGGUGGCUCCGCCGCCUUCACCCAAGGGAAGCAAAAGAUGCGGGCCAUCAAGGUCAAGGACUCAGAAGUGCAGGUGUAUACUAGCAAGAAUGACAUACUUUGUGAGAGGGGCCCAUAA
Molecule: messenger RNA, 915 nt
Organism: Parascedosporium putredinis
Lineage: Eukaryota; Fungi; Ascomycota; Sordariomycetes; Microascales; Microascaceae
Source: the annotation of a GenBank genome assembly